Molecule: messenger RNA, 939 nt
Organism: Jaminaea rosea
Lineage: Eukaryota; Fungi; Basidiomycota; Exobasidiomycetes; Microstromatales
Product: ClpP/crotonase
Exons: 2
Coding region: 1-939 (312 amino acids)
Biological process (GO): fatty acid beta-oxidation
Cellular component (GO): mitochondrion
Molecular function (GO): enoyl-CoA hydratase activity
Source: RefSeq, a predicted model, not a curated record
AUGCCUCGCACACCACCACCGCCGCGAGACCCUCCCAAGGUCGGCCCACACCUCCUCCUGUCCCAGCCGAUUCCGCAUGUCCUUCAUCUCACCCUCAAUCGCCCUCAAGCCAUGAACAGCAUGACCGACUCUCUCGAAAAGGAUUUGCGCGCCACUCUCAAGUGGUUCGAGGCCAACACCAGCCUGUGGGUUCUCGUCCUCUCCGGCAGCGGCAAAGCCUUCUGCGCAGGUCAAGACCUCAAGGAGUGGCUUGAGAAGCCUAAGCUCUCUGCGCAGAGGAGCAGGGCGACGGGAAAUGUUCCUCUGCAGCAUGAGAAGGAUAAUGCGGCUAUGCUUCAUCGCAUGAAGGAUUUGGGCGGCUUUGGCGGAUUGAGCACGCGCAAAAGUAACAAGCCUAUGAUCGUGGCUGUGGAUGGGUUGGCUAUGGGCGGUGGAAUGGAAAUUGUCGUCAACAUGGACAUCGUCGUUGCCACGUCAAGGGCACGCUUCUCGCUGCCUGAAGUCUGUCGCUCUGUAGUUGCGGCUCAGGGCGGCAUCCCUCGUUUGAUGAGCAUCGCAGGCCCGCAGCUGGCGGCAGAGAUGUUGCUCACAGGACGCAUCAUCAGCGCACAAGAAGGGUAUGAGCGCUUUGGCUUCAUAAAUGCUCUUGUCGACGUUGACAAGGCUGCCACGCCAGAGGACGGGCAAGCUUGUGCGCUGGAAAAGGCGCUGGAGUACGCCCAGCUCAUCGUAGACAACUCGCCAGAGGCGGUGCAGGUCACUAAGCGAGCGAUGCGACUCGCGAGGGAUGGCGUGGAUGAGAGUGUGUACAAGAGUGCGGGGGGGAUUGCGAGUAGGGCUUUGUAUGCGGGCAAGAACAUCAGUGAGGGGUUGACGGCUUUCAAGGAGAAACGCAAGCCCCGGUGGUUCGACCCGCCGGCAAUCAAGUCAAAGCUGUGA